AUGCCUGAAAUCUACCAGAGCCACCCUGAUUUUGCCUUCCCUCGCGACUUCAAGGGAUAUGGUGAGAAUGGACUGGAAUUGAAAUGGCCAAACAAUGCCAAGAUUGCAGUUUCAUUCGUUAUAAACUAUGAAGAGGGAGCUGAACGCUCGGUUCAGAAUGGAGAUGGCCAAUCCGAGACUGCACUUACCGAAAAUCCUCUUGCACCAGCCUGUGUAAAUGAGAGAAAUUUCAGUGCUGAGUCCGAAUAUGAGUAUGGCAGUCGAGUAGGAUUUUGGCGUCUCUUCCGUCUCUUCCAGAAAUACCACAUGAAAUUCACACUUUACGCUGUCGCCAAAGCUGUCGAGGAGCAGCCUGAAGUGGCAAAGCGCUGUGUUGAAGAGGGUCAUGAUGUUGCCUCGCAUGCCUACCGCUGGGUGGACUAUCACAACUUCUCCAUCGAACAGGAGGAGAAUUAUAUCCGCAAGGCGAUCACUUCAUUGAAAGCUUUGACUGGUUACGCACCUCGCGGCUGGUACUACGGCCGUCUCUCUCCCCAUUCGCGCACUCUUGUGCCAAAGAUAUAUGAGGAAAUGGGCGAGGAAUUGGUCUGGGCUAGCGAUACCUAUGCCGAUGAUGUCCCUUACUGGACCGACCUUCCCCUCGAGCGUGAUAGCGCCGAACCAAAGGGCUGCCUCAUGGUACCUUACAGCUAUGAUAAUAACGAUUUCAAGUUUCAUACUGCAGGAAGUGGCUUCCGUGAUCCUCAAGGCUUCUACACCCACAUUAAGAACGCCUUUGACAUACUCUAUGAAGAGGGCGAGGAGGGCAGACCAAAGAUGAUUACUAUUGGCUUGCACUGCCGGAUCAUUGGAAAGCCUGGUCGAUUUGCGGCUCUUCGUGACUUUGUAAAGUAUAUUUCGGAGAAAGAGGGAGUCUGGGUUGCAACGCGGACGGAAAUUGCAGAGGCAUUCAAGAAGGACCACCCAUAUAAGAAGGGCCAGCUAGCUUAG
Molecule: messenger RNA, 990 nt
Organism: Penicillium taxi
Lineage: Eukaryota; Fungi; Ascomycota; Eurotiomycetes; Eurotiales; Aspergillaceae
Product: chitin deacetylase 1
Exons: 2
Coding region: 1-990 (329 amino acids)
Biological process (GO): carbohydrate metabolic process
Molecular function (GO): hydrolase activity, acting on carbon-nitrogen (but not peptide) bonds
Source: RefSeq, a predicted model, not a curated record